Panicum virgatum (switchgrass) is the source of this 1121-nucleotide messenger RNA. RefSeq lists its product as uncharacterized. Bases 301 to 978 code for a protein of 225 amino acids. The record is from RefSeq and is a predicted model, not a curated record. Lineage: Eukaryota; Viridiplantae; Streptophyta; Magnoliopsida; Poales; Poaceae. The transcript has a single exon.
ACGAGAUACCUUCUUCCUGCUUCUUUGCAUCGCUUCGGCAUGUGACUGUUCCAAACGGAUUGCCGUCAGUAGAAUCUGGAAUCGCUUGCUGUCUUUCGUCUCCCAAAGACUUGUUCGUCAGGUAAGAUCAGACGUCUCUUGCAGUUGCAAGGAACGCAUGGAUUCUUUGGCGCUCAAUGCCUGCUUCGCCCCUACACUGUCGGCUACUUUGUUGCUCCUUAUCCGAAUGCAUCCAUGUCGAGACAUCUAUAAAGUGUACGAGUCCGUCCUCCAUCUUGGCCUCAAGAAUCAGCAGCAGCAAUGGAGAAAGGCGGCGGCGGCGACCCGGCGACGAGCGCGGCCGGUGGCAUGUGCGACCGGUUCCUGACGUUCCUGGCCAAGAACCUAACGAUGAGCAGGGUGAAGAGCAUCGCCGACGGCCCGAAGAACGGCUCCGGCGGCGGCCACCCUCCAACGGAGCGGGGAGAGGAAGGUGACGAGGAAGACGAGUUCGCCAUCCCGAUCGAGAGGGCCGAGUUCGACUACGAGUUCGGCGGCCAUGGCGACGGCAGCGCCGCGACCAUCCUGGAAGAGAGCGCCGUGGCAACGACGACGGCAAGGGACGUUCCUGCUGAGCAGAGGACGGGAGCCGCGGCCGACGACAGUCCGGUGGCAGCGCCGGCGGUGGCGGUGGAGGAGACCACGAAGGUGAGGAAGACGGUGACGAUCAAGGAGGACCGGCCCGAGCAGGAGGGCGCCGGCGCCCCGGCGGCGACGCUGGAGCGGAAGAGGUCGCUGUUCAAGAAGCGGCAGGCGUCGGCGUCGGGCGCGGGAGGAGGAGACGAGCAGCGGGUGCCGAGGCGGAGCGGGCUCCGGCCGCGGAUGCCGCCAGUGCUGCGGGUGCCGUCCAACAUCAACGAGCGCUCCUCCACCUUCAUCGAGGAGCGCAGGAGGAGCUUCGGCGGCCGCGGCGGCAAGCCGGCGCCGGACAAGCAUUGAACGAGCCGGCCGGAGCACCGCUCGCCGCUGCAAUGCCCAUAAUGCUCGAUCUCUCAUCGAGUGUGUGCGUGUCAAGGAUCCGUGUGUUUGUGUGUGUCCAAUGGAUGGGCUUCGAUUGCAAUCAAAACUGUGAAUGGAUAGCA